AUGGAGGUGAGCGUCCUGGCGCUGCGGGACCUGGCGAGCGCCCGGCCGGGGCGGCGGGGCCGCGCCGAGGCGGCCCAGAAGGAAAACAUAUAUGAUCGAUCCAGGAUGGCCCCAAAGACUCCCAUUAAGAAUGAACCUAUUGAUUUAUCGAAGCAAAAAGGCUGCACACCGGAAAGAAAUCCAAUUACACCUGUUAAGAUCACUGACAGACCUCAACCUGAUCCCUGGACUCCUACUGCUAACCUGAAGAUUCUUGUUAGUGCUGCUAGUCCUGACAUGAGGGACAGGGAAAAGAAGAAAGAGCUCUUCAGACCCAUAGAAAACAGUGAGCAGAGUGACACACCUGAUUCGUUACAGUAUGUUAUAGUAGAUGACAGCACGGUUGAUGAAUUUGAAAAGCAGAGGCCCAGCAGAAAACAGAAAAGCUUAGGACUCUUGUGCCAAAAGUUUCUAGCUCGCUAUCCAAAUUAUCCAUUGUCAACAGAGAAAACUACCAUUUCUUUGGAUGAAGUGGCUUCAAUUCUUGGAGUUGAGAGGAGACGAAUUUACGAUAUUGUGAACGUCCUGGAGUCAUUGCAGUUGGUCAGUCGUGUGGCCAAGAACCAAUACUGCUGGCAUGGCCGGCACAACCUCAAUCAAACUCUGAAAAUGCUUCAGGAGGCAGGAGAGCUGCAGUAUGGAGAGUUAAUGACCUCCCAGAACAAGGAACAGGACUUAGAAUACAAAUUUGGAGAACGGAAAAAGGAAACUAUUCCAGAUUCUCAAGACAGACCAUUACUGGACUUUUCAGAACCGGAUUGCACCUCUGCAUCUGCAAACAGCAGAAAGGACAAGUCAUUGCGGAUUAUGAGCCAAAAGUUUGUCAUGCUGUUCCUUGUCUCCAAGACCAAGAUAGUCACUCUGGACAUCGCAGCAAAGAUACUGAUAGAAGAAACCCAGGAUACAGUGGACUACAGCAAAUUUAAAACAAAGGUACGAAGACUGUAUGAUAUUGCCAACGUUCUCACCAGCCUAGGCUUGAUCAAGAAAGUCCACGUCACGGAGGAGCGAGGACGCAAACCAGCUUUCAAGUGGAUUGGGCCUGUGGAAUUCCCUGAAAAAACUGAUGAGCUGAGAGGUCACAGCCCAACAUCGGAUCCUCUGCCAGAGACACAGAGAGGAGCCUGUGCCCAGUACCAGAGCAGUGCUACUGCAAAGCAAAGGUUUACACGUCACGCUUCAUUUAACAGUGCACAGCCUUGUGAGGCAACCAGAAGGAAGGUCUGUUCUGAGCCUAACAGCCCACGUCAAGAGAGGCAAGCCUGUAUCGUGAAUUCAGAUGAAAAUUGUUCGGAAAUGAUAAAUCUAGCAGCUAUCUGCAGGCAGAAAAUAGAAGAAGAUACUGGGAAUAAAGCUUGUGACACUGAAACGAUACUAAGUUCAGCAAAGAGCUCCAACAUAAGCUUACCUUUCUCCCUUCUUCCGGUUCCUGGGGACUCUGAUUUUUGUGUUAACCCUUUGCCUCAGGCAGUUUUCCCUGUGGUUCAGGCAGAUGUGCCAAACUUCUCACUACCAAAUGGUAUCAGCAGCCAGGCUUCACACUCUUCCACUCCAGCAGCCUCCAAAACAGAAAAUGGAAAAGCUACCCUGGUCCCCAACCAACCCUUCCUGUGCUUCCCUUCUUCAUCCCUUUUUAUGUUGUGUGGUGGUCUUCAGGAAAAUAACUUGAGGGAGCACCUGCCCACUGCGGGAGACCUGGGAAACAGGAGUGCAGAAGCUCAGGCUGCUGUACCUCCCUCUGGCUGCCAAAAGCGCAGCUCCCACAAGUGCUCAUCGCCCUCUGCACCUGUAGAUGAUGAAGAGCCAGCUGCCAAAAAGCAGACGUUGGAGCACAAUGAUCUGCCCCUCUCACUUGUAGUACCCAAGAAGCCUUCUGAGUCACCCAAGGCAGAAUCUUCCCCAGGAAGUGGCUGUUCAGCUGCUGUACAUCUAGAAACAAAUCAUCUUGACCUUGCAAGUCCUGCUGCUCCAGAGGUGGCAAACAAGGAGUCUACUAAGCCUUUAGAUUGUCAGGAGCAAGAAAAACAAUCUCAGAAAAAAGACCCUGAUGAACCCCCUCCAGGAAAUGAGCACAUCUCUAAAGAAAAUGCCAAUCAACCUUUCCAACCACAGUACCUUUAUGUUCAGCCUACUACUGGAUUAAGCAGUUUUAAUUUCCUGUUCUCUGCAAACCAAGCCCCUGGUGCCAUCAGCCUGGCUGCGAACCAGUUGCCUUCUCUGAGUGUACCCUGUGUCAUGGUGCCAUCAGCAGCCUUGGCUUCCUUCCCUCUCGUCUGUUCUCCUUCGUUCACCAGUCCUCUUUCCUCAGUUCCUGAUGGCUCCUUCUCAGCUGCUGCCUCCACGAAUUUCAGCAUGUCCAGCCUGGCAUCAACCACCCCUGUGUUCAUAAGCACCACGGCCGUUGUCACCCCCAAGGUCUCACCCGCCCCUUCGGUGGAUCCACAGCAGCCGGCUCCCCCGGCUCUGCACCUGAGUCCUGUCCUUACAAGAUCUUGCAGUGCUGUUAAGCUGGACUCCCCUGUGUGUAUGGGACACCCGGUGACCCUUCUGAAGCUGCAGCAGCCUUCGUCAGCUCCUCUCACUCCCAAGAGUAUUCGUCCUGCACAUAAUGAGGCAUUUUUCAAAACUCCUGGAAGUCUUGGAGACCCUGUGGCAUGGAAGAAAAAUGAAGGCAACCAGACCAGAAAUGCCAGCUCUGUGCAGAGGAGACUGGAAAUCUCUAGUACCAGCCCUGACUAA
Messenger RNA from Pyrgilauda ruficollis (rufous-necked snowfinch), 2778 nucleotides. RefSeq names its product E2F transcription factor 7 (gene E2F7). The record is from RefSeq and is a predicted model, not a curated record. The transcript has 12 exons. The coding region runs from base 1 to 2778 and encodes 925 amino acids. NCBI's taxonomy places the organism in Eukaryota, Metazoa, Chordata, Aves, Passeriformes, Passeridae. Gene Ontology annotation, cellular component: RNA polymerase II transcription regulator complex. Gene Ontology annotation, biological process: regulation of transcription by RNA polymerase II. Gene Ontology annotation, molecular function: DNA-binding transcription factor activity, RNA polymerase II-specific; RNA polymerase II cis-regulatory region sequence-specific DNA binding.